Messenger RNA from Fusarium odoratissimum NRRL 54006, 1197 nucleotides. RefSeq lists its product as uncharacterized. The record is from RefSeq and is a predicted model, not a curated record. The transcript is spliced from 3 exons. NCBI's taxonomy places the organism in Eukaryota, Fungi, Ascomycota, Sordariomycetes, Hypocreales, Nectriaceae. Bases 1 to 1197 code for a protein of 398 amino acids.
AUGACAUCAGCAUAUGGCAUGUUGCUUGCCUCCAUAGCGGCGUUGUACACCUGCAGCAUUUCAGCUCUUACCUCAUCCUUCUGUCCCAAUAACGGGGACGUCUGUUUCCGUUGGGGUGUCCCCAAGGCAUCCGCAGUGUCAGGCUCCGGCAACAUCUACUUCCAAAUCGAAGCUCCCACCAGCCUAACAUGGGCGGGGCUCGGCAUAGGCACAGGUAUGCGAGGCGCCGCUAUGUUCCUAAUUUAUCAGAAUGGUGACGGCAAUAUCACUCUGAGUACGAGAACCGGACGCGGCCAUGUUAUGCCCGAAUACACAGAACGUAGCGAGGUCGAGCUGCUCGCUGGCUCUGGCGUUAAAAAUAAUAAGAUGAUUGCAAAUAUUCGAUGCGGCGACUGCAGUAGCCUGAACCUCGAAGGCUCCAACUCUUGGAUCGCCGCCUGGAAGAAUGGCAACCCGCUUAACUCCACGAGUCUUUCCGCGAGAAUCUUGGAGCAUGAUGGGGACAGCAGCUUCAAUAUCGACUUUGCCCAGGCGUCAAUGAGCUCGGACAGCAACCCCUUCACGUCUAGCAGUAGUGGAGACUCAAGCUCCAACUCCGAGUCUGAUUCUGAUUCUGACUCCGGCUCUAGUAAUGGUGCUAUGUCAGAGACAGAGUACAGUAGCACGAGCGAUAUAGUGCUCCGUGCCCAUGGAGUUAUCAUGUCUAUUGUCUUCCUCGCCGGAUAUCCCCUGGGAGCCGUACUCAUGACUAUGAUCGGAAAGUGGUUCAUUCAUGCCGGCUGGCAGGUCAUUGUUUUCGUGGGUAUGUGGGCUGGCUUUGCCCUUGGUUAUGUCUAUGCCCGUAAUGAUAGUGAUUGGUGGAAACAAGCUCACACAAUAAUGGGCACCAUAGUCGUUGCACUGAUUGGCCUGCAGCUUAUUCUGGGUUGGGCUCACCAUCGGUACUUUGUGAAUCACGGCAAGCGAGGACUCAUCAGCCACGCCCAUAUCUGGUUUGGACGAGUCCUCAUGAUCCUUGGUAUCAUCAACGGAGGGCUGGGCCUUCAACUCGCAGGCUCGCCUCAAUGCUAUGUCAUUCCGUAUUCUGCCGUUGCUGGUAUCGCCGCGGUGCUCUACAUCACUGGCAUCUUCGUAGGUGGGAUGAGAAAGACUGCACGUGUGAAGCAAAUUUCGCCUCAGAUAAUCCAGGAUGAGUAG